Messenger RNA from Komagataella phaffii GS115, 2292 nucleotides. RefSeq names its product U3 snoRNP protein, component of the small (ribosomal) subunit (SSU) processosome containing U3 snoRN. NCBI's taxonomy places the organism in Eukaryota, Fungi, Ascomycota, Pichiomycetes, Pichiales, Pichiaceae. The record is from RefSeq and is a predicted model, not a curated record. The coding region runs from base 1 to 2292 and encodes 763 amino acids. The transcript has a single exon. Gene Ontology annotation, molecular function: RNA binding; protein binding. Gene Ontology annotation, cellular component: nucleolus. Gene Ontology annotation, biological process: positive regulation of rRNA processing; positive regulation of transcription by RNA polymerase I.
AUGACCGUGGGAUCCUGGACAUUCACCGAGCAUGGUGGUGGUAGAUUGAUCGAAAGAGGUAGUGCCUUGAGUACAGAUGGAAGGUUCAUGUUUGUUGUCUCCUCGGAUUCUCUACGAGUAUUCAAUGUGGAUAAUCGUAUUGGGGUUCGAAAUGUCAAGUUCUCUGAGAUGACCGUGCGAGGUGACUUUCCAGAGCUGGAUAUUACCAAGAAACUUGUCAGAAUGCUUGUGAGCUCCGAUAUAUUGCAUUUUGUGUUUUCAGAUGGUCACCAUCUUUGGUUGAACUGGAAAGAGUUCAUGUCGGGUGAUCUAGAAUUGAAAGUUGAAAAAUUUCAAGUCCCUGGAACUGUCCUGGAUGUCCUCCACUACAAAGAUGAAUUUUACACCAUCAUUGGCAAACGUAAUAAAGGUCACAACAGACAAGUUGUCAAGGAUGGAGAGGUACUAUACACUGUGGAAUCCGUCCGUCUGCAUAACAAGUCAUUGUACGACAGAAAGAUUGUCUUUUUAACCACUGAUCAUAAGGUCACAGUGAUAGACCUGGAGACAAACACCUCUUCUGACGUCAAGUUCUCGUAUAGAAGGGACGUCAUGUCGGUGGCUGUUGCAGAAAAAUCGGACAUGGUCGCAUUAGGAACUGCAACUGGUAUAAUUCAUUUGGUCGAAUCAAACACAGAGAGACUGCUCAAAUGGCACAUUGAUCAAGUGAAGGCUAUGGAAUUUACCGUGGAUGAAAUGUACCUGGUUUCUGGAGGUGUUGAGAAGGUUCUUGUGUUCUGGAACCUUUCCACGGGUAAGCAGCAGUUCUUGCCAAGGCUGAAUGGAGUAAUUGUCGACAUCGAUCUUUCCAACCCCGAACUUUACACACUCACGUUGAUAAGCAACUCCAUCGUGGAGUUUUUAGUUAUCAGUUCCAUUGAUUUAGCAUCCAGAAUCUCCGUUGCGAGCGUCAAAAACCGCUUCAAAGGUCUUAACAAGAAAAAGUCGACAGAUAAAGAUGUUACCAAACUCGGUUUUGAUAUUACCACGGACUUUGAAGUGGUGAAAGACCAACUAUUUUUUCCACUCCGAUCCCAAAUUCAAGUUUACGACUAUAUCCGUAAUGAGCAGCAAGCCCUACAAACAGUUGCCCCAGUAAGUCAAAUCGGUAAGGUAAGAAGUGAACUAGCCAUCCAAGAUCCAAAAGUCAAAUGCUUUGCCGUCAGUGAAAACGGAAAAUGGAUGUGUACCUUUGAUUCUGUUCCAACCCCCUCUGCUGAUGCAUUGUUGUCUACUGGAGAGCAAACAUAUUCUCUGAAGUUUUGGAAACAUGUUCCAGGAGAUGCUAUGUACGGUAGUUGGGAGUUAACCACCAAAAUUAUUGAUCCACAUGCUCAGAAGCCUGUCUCUGAGAUUAUCCCUGCCCCUAGUUCGUUAUAUGGAGGAGAUGCGUUUGUCUCAGUCGAUGGUAAGGGAAACGUACGUUUAUGGAGACCCAGAGCAUUAGACCCUAACGCAGUUGCCGCUGCCAACAACAAAGCUUUACAGCAUACAGAGUGGACCCUGCGAAAGGCAUUUUCAGGAUUUGAGUCUUCAUCUGAAUCUGUGCAUGCCUCAUGGUCCCCAGAUGGCUCCAUCAUUGCACUCAGUCAUGAGACGAAUGUUUUACUAUUGGAGGUCAACACAUCCCAGAUGGACCCCAUUCCACUUCCCUCUUUGGUUCAGAACCGGAUUACGGGUCUCAAAUUUGUAGAUGACGGGAAUUUACUUCUUCUGACCAAGAGGUCUCUAGCAAAUUUCAACAUAUUAACCUGGAGCAAAACUCCACUGAACCUCAGUUUAGAUUUCCCAGCUAAGGGCCAAUCAUUAGUAGCUGUCGACCAAGCCAAAAGGAUUAUAGCCGUUGUGCUUAACUAUUAUAAUCACGAUAAAGAUAUCCAGUCCAAAGUUUACCUAUUUAAAGCAGAUAGUUUGGUGCCGAUAGGAGAGGUCAGUCUUUCCAAAGGAAUAUCAGGGAUUAGAUACUCAUCUUACAAUGACACAUUUGUUGUAGUAGACACUAGUUCGAUGAUUUUUACCCUUUCCAACAAAGAUCUACCCAAGUUCAACCAGGAUUCAGACUACGUCACCGAGAUUAAUACUCUGGUGGGUAUUGCUCAGUCUAACCACAAGGUUCUGAAUAACGUUGAAAAUAGCAUGGAUUUGUUGACAGAAUCUGUGAUGCUGAAUGCCAACUCUUUUGAUAAGAUACUAGAAAACACAGAAGGUUUGACGGUGACGAACUUGUUUGAGCGUGUUUUGAAGGUCAUCUAG